AAAAAGUCCGGCCCGCAGAGGCCCGGCGUUCGCGUCUAUAAGAGUGGCUGCAACUGAACAUUUCAAGUUAAGAGUGUCGUGAUUUGUCUAAAAUGGCGAAAGAGAUUCGUUACUAUAAAUUGAACACUGGAGCUCAGAUCCCGUCGCUUGGGCUGGGCACAUACGCAGCUCAACGUGCUGUCGUCGACGACACCAUUUCUACUGCCGUUAAGAUUGGAUAUAGGCACUUUGAUUGUGCUGCAAUUUAUGGCAAUGAAAAGGAGAUUGGUUUUGCGCUGAAAAAGUUGCUUGAUGAUGAUGUAGUCAAACGGGAGGACUUAUGGAUCACCUCCAAAUUAUGGUGUACUGAUCAAUUGCCAGAAGAUGUACCAAAGGCAUUAGACAGAACUUUGCAGGACUUGCAACUUGAGUUUGUGGAUCUUUAUCUAAUCCACUGGCCAGUCAGCUUGAAAAAGGAGUCAAUUGGGAUUCCUGAAGGCCUUACCCAACCUGACAUACCUAGUACAUGGAAAGCAAUGGAGGCACUCUAUGAUUCUGGCAAGGCUCGAGCAAUUGGAGUGAGUAAUUUUUCUUCAAAGAAGCUUGGGGAUCUUCUGGAAAUUGCACGUGUGCCUCCUGCUGUUAAUCAAGUGGAAUGCCACUUAUCAUGGCAGCAGAUAAACCUACAUGCAUUCUGUAAAUCCAAGGGGAUUCACCUAUCAGGCUAUUCACCACUUGGUUCUGCUCGUAAAAAGCAUAUGCUUCUUGAAAAUCCAGUUGUCAAUAUGGUUGCACAGGAAUUGGGCAGGACUCCUGCUCAAGUGGCUCUUCGUUGGGGCCUGCAAAUGGGUCACAGCAUUCUGCCAAAGAGCACAAAUGAGGGAAGGUUGAAGGAAAAUUUUGAUAUUUUUGAAUGGUGUAUACCUGAAGUCUUAUUAGCCAAGCUUUCUGAAAUUAAGCAAGCAAGAACGGGUAGUUAAAGGUUCUGAAUUUGUGCACGAGACUUUUGGCGCAUACACAACUCUUGAAGAACUUUGGGAUGAAUGAUGAUGAUUACAAACAGAGAAGGGAUGUUUGAGACAUUCGAGUUAGAAAUUAAAUUUUCAUUGUUUCACAGCUGAGUUCGAAUUGAGCAGAUGCUCUUCCUCUGAAACUUUAGAGUAUAUAAUAAAUUGAGCUUUGUUCAACAUUUGAGGUAGAGAGUGUGAACUCUGAAAUGCUAUGUACUGUUAUUUGUACUUUCAAUUUCUUACUUAAGCUGCUAUAUUUUC
Molecule: messenger RNA, 1250 nt
Organism: Pistacia vera
Lineage: Eukaryota; Viridiplantae; Streptophyta; Magnoliopsida; Sapindales; Anacardiaceae
Product: NADPH-dependent aldo-keto reductase, chloroplastic-like
Exons: 7
Coding region: 93-959 (288 amino acids)
Cellular component (GO): cytosol
Molecular function (GO): aldose reductase (NADPH) activity
Source: RefSeq, a predicted model, not a curated record